AUGCCGGUUCUCCAUUUUAUAUAUAUGUGUUUCCUCUCCGAUGACUCGUUUUUCAUGACCAAUAAUCUCUUCCGCCGCCAGCAACAAAUUCUUUCCUACACCGGUGCGAUGUACUACCAUCCCGUUGGCGAGAAUCAUCAUUGUCAUGUUCAAAUCUUUGCUAAGAAGCCCAUCCCGCUGAUCAACACUCUGGAUCCCUAUACCUUCGCCUUCAUCGAUUCUGUGGAUCCAAUUUCCCUCAUAGACAAUCUUGGGUGGAUCCCAAUGGGGGAUUCCCCACCUCGCAUCUACUGUCAAGCGGCAGUUCGGGCGUUCUUCUCCAAUCUCCGAACAGAUGGCCUAGAGAUAGGGUAG
Messenger RNA from Linum trigynum, 354 nucleotides. Lineage: Eukaryota; Viridiplantae; Streptophyta; Magnoliopsida; Malpighiales; Linaceae. The record is from the annotation of a GenBank genome assembly.